Neodiprion fabricii is the source of this 1950-nucleotide messenger RNA. Its product is annotated as facilitated trehalose transporter Tret1-like. The record is from RefSeq and is a predicted model, not a curated record. Gene Ontology annotation, biological process: transmembrane transport. Gene Ontology annotation, cellular component: membrane. Lineage: Eukaryota; Metazoa; Arthropoda; Insecta; Hymenoptera; Diprionidae. Gene Ontology annotation, molecular function: transmembrane transporter activity. The transcript has 2 exons. The coding region runs from base 73 to 1455 and encodes 460 amino acids.
GUGAAAAAAUCGAUCGGGAUUAGAUAUUGCGAGGACUAAUUUUAACACCACGGUGUCCGACUACCCGACGAUAUGGUGAACACCUUGAUUGCAUCCUGGCGAAGCUACCCGAUGUGGCUGCAAUGGGUCGCUUCGAUAGCGGUAAUGUUCAAGCUGUUCGUUUGCGGGCUCUCCAUCGGUUGGGCCUCGCCCUACACCGCGCAGUUUUUGAGCGGGGAUUCACCGUUUCCCGCGACAACCGAGGAAGUGUCCUGGAUAUCAUCCAUGUUCCAACUGGGCCGAAUACCGGGCGCAAUAUUGGGAGCAAUUGGAGUCCAAUACUUGGGAAGCAAAAAAGUGCUGAUCGGAAACGGACUGGCAUUUUUGAUAUCCUGGAUUUUGUCAAUCGCGGCUUACUCUGUGCCCUGGCUCUAUGUGACAAGAUUCAUUUGCGGAGCUAGCACCGAGGCGGUGAAUAUCUGCUACCCUAUUUACCUCGGGGAUAUUUCUAGCCCCGAAAUUCGAGGCACUGUCAUGGUCCUGGCGAUGAACGGCUUGACCAUAGGUUGCAUGGUAGGCUUAACCAUAGGGCCCUACGUCUCGAUGAGAGUUUACGCUUACGUGGGUCUUGUACCGACCGUCAUAUUCCUUGCGAUGAUGCUGUUGCUUCCGGAUUCACCGUAUUACCUUGCGAGCAAGAAGAAAUUUGAGGAAGCAGAGAAAUCCAUUCUUGCUUACAACCGAAAGGCAGAAGUCGACAAGGAGGUGAAAUCGAUUAAUGCAUUCGUCGCCGAAACGCAAUCGAUGAAAUUCAGGGACAGAUUGCGGGAGUUGAAUUUACCCUGUAACAGAAAUGCUACGAUGAAUUUGGUAUGGUUCACCUUCUUUGCCCAAUUCACCGGAGCCAACCCCAUAUCGGUAUAUCUAGAAACAAUCUCGACAAGAGCAAUGCUGACUGUGAUAUCAGCUUCAUCGAUGCCGCUUGUAACGACAGGUCUAGGUGUUUUAGGUGGGUGGCUGGUAACGCUGUUUGCUGACAAAUGGCAACGGACGGUAAUGUGGGUUAUUUCAAACGGCGGUGCCGGCUUAUGCAUGACGGCCAUGGGACUUCAUUUCUAUCUUCUGAAUAUCGGCGUGGAUCCAAAUUCGCUGCAAUGGUUGUUCAUUUUGUCGAUGGGAAUAUCUGGGCUAUUUCACAGUGUGGGAACCACUCCCGUACCUCACAUACUACUCGGCGAACUUUUCGGGGCUAGGAUACGAACUCUGGCCGUCUGCAUCUGCUGCUCGUUCGGAGGCAUCUUCGGCUUCCUCUCAAUAUACAUCUACCAAUAUCUGAUCGACAUCGUGGACGAGGCUUACGUAUACUGGAUACUGGCAGUGGUUGCCUUACUCGCCGUGAUUUACGGCGUCGUUAUGAUGCCUCCGACGAAGGGAAAAUCUUUGACAGAAAUACAGACUGAAUUGAUAAGGAAAUAGUAUCCAUGCAAUGGACAGUAGUUGUUAAUUCUAAGCCUCCAGGUAACUCCUGCUUUUCUAGAUCUCCAAUAAUCUCUUUUAGACCACUCGAAAUAUACACAUUACAUUUGUCGGUAACGUGGCGAUUUCUGCACCAAUAUAAAAACAGAAAAUGCAUGGUCAUCAUCUCAAAUGAGGCUCUCGUCUAAUAUCUUCCAGACAGUUGAUAAAAUUACGUACAAGUGAUAAAUAUAAUUAUCGUAAUACGAUCGAUAAAAUCCAGACUAGGUAUUUUACUGUAGUCGAGUGGCGGUUAAAAUAGGCCCCUGAAGAAUGGAAUAACGUUGGACCAAUUUCGACAACGCAAUUUUUUUUUAUCUGACCUGAGAAUAAAUUUUAAGCGUUAUCGACAUUUUUUCAAACUCCACUCAAUUGUACAGAAGGCCCGUUAUGUUCGCCUUUCCUCUAUGUAAAUUUGACCACUCCUCGAAAUUAUUUAUGUCGUAAUAAUUACUU